Messenger RNA from Phycomyces blakesleeanus NRRL 1555(-), 3329 nucleotides. RefSeq lists its product as hypothetical. Gene Ontology annotation, biological process: Golgi to plasma membrane transport; exocytosis. The record is from RefSeq and is a predicted model, not a curated record. The coding region runs from base 14 to 3196 and encodes 1060 amino acids. The transcript has 28 exons. Lineage: Eukaryota; Fungi; Mucoromycota; Mucoromycetes; Mucorales; Phycomycetaceae. Gene Ontology annotation, cellular component: exocyst.
AGCAAAUAGUACCAUGGCCUCAAAUCCAUUCUUGCAAUCUAAUGGAGAAUAUUCUCAGAGAGGAAACAAUGGCUAUUACGCAGAUGAAAGGAAUAAUUCAGACAGAAUUGGUGACUUUUCAGAGAUGGAAGUUGUCCUGCGCGAUAUUCACAACAGCUGGGGAUUCAUGCUUGACGAAAAUUUCGAUCCCGUAACUUUGGCACUUGCAUUGAUGGAUGACAGCUCGGUCGGCAAGGGGAAGGACUACGGGGCAUUUCAAAGAAUUCUCGGAAACCUUGAUGCUGCACUAAAAACAAUUGUGGAUGAUUACUACCAAGGGUUUAAUAAUUCCAUCGGUACCUUUGGAGGCGUUUUGCAACACAUCAAUGACUCACAGAAUCGUGUCGCGCAGAUGAAAAUCAAUUUAAAAAAGUGCAAAGAGGAAUUGCUUGAGAAACGAACAGACUUGUUGAAUAUGUGGCACAAAAGCCAGCAAUACAAAGAGAUGAUCAAUCUUUUAGAGACAAUUGAAGAGACCCGUACCACACCAGAGAAAUUGGAGAGUUUGAUGAACAGCAAGCAUGUUUAUGCUGCUGCUAAUAUGCUUGUAGAGUCAUGGAAAACAGUUCUCUAUGAUCUCUUAAUUGAAGAGCUCCAUAACCAUUUGUAUUUAAAGAACUCUUACUGUGAUAAUCGUUGGGCUGAGUACGUACACGAUCAACAGAAAUUGCCAGAUAUUAAGAUUCUUCCAAGAAGUUUUGAUGACUUGGCAAUGCGUAAACGAUCUACGAUAGAUGGAAAUAUCAAGGAUGAGGAUAUGUUUGCUCUUGAUGAAAAUGAUGUGCUGGCAGAAGACCUUGAAAUCAAUCCAGAAACCGACUCGUAUUAUUACAUGGAGAUUAUUAUGGAAGCACUGGCAAUGUUAGGCCAAGUACCCCCUGCACUAGAGACUAUUCAAGAAAGACUUCCUCUCGAGAUAUAUGCCUUGGUAGAAAAAACAAUAGCGCAGGUAGAGGAAAGACACUCCGAACAAUCAAACACCUCUAGCGUCAGAAGAGACACUGCUUCAGAGGACAGUGAUAUGUACUUUCUUGAUAAAGCCAACACGGAAGCCAAAAAUGAAAUUUUGAAAGACUUGUUGUGGACUCUGUAUUCAAAAAUGGAAGCGGUACUUCGAGGCCAGCGGUUUUUGGAAACAUGCGCACGAAGAAUUAAAAAGAGAGCUAUCAGAAAAGGAGAAUUCAAUGGCUCUGAGGACGUCUUCAACAUAUACCACUUUCACGAGAUCUGGAAACCAGUUCAGAUUGAAAUUCGAUCUCUUCUUCAAGACUACCUCACCAGUCGGGAACGCACACCAGCUUCACUCCAACACUCUGCCCUUACACCCGACAACGCAUCUGGAAAGAGCGGAUUUUCUAGCACACGCGAGAAAAACAAACUACUCUUCAAAUUUACAGAAUCUCCUGAAGAUCAAGAUCUUGAACAAGCAUAUCAAAGAGUUCGAACCAACCUUUAUAGCUCUUUUAAGAAGCAGAUUAGCGGGUUUUCAUUUUCUGACACUGAUAGAUCCGAAAGCUUUCCUCAUUCAAGUGUCAUUGAUAAAUAUGCCAGUGAUAUGGCCUCUAAAGGCCACAAGGUGCUGGUAAAACCAGAUGCAUACAAUGUGAGUGUAUUGUUGAAACCUACCAUGGCUUUUCUUCAAAGAUUGCACCAAGUGUUUCCGAACUAUGAUGACCAGGGCUCAGAAGGGUUUGGUAGCUUCUUGGAUGAUUUUGCUAUUAAUGUCUUCCUGCCUCAAAUUGAAGAGAAGGUUAUGCAGCUUAUUCAUCAUGCUACAGUGGGCAUGGAUGCAUUCCAAGACGAUCGUAACUACAAGAAUUACUCAAAACUUCCUAUUGUAAAGAGUGCUGUAGCAUUGAUUUCAGUUAUUCAAAGUCUGUGUCGAACAAUGCACAGCAUGCCAUUCCACACAGAAGAAUACAUACGAAUGAUUGAGGUGGUUCUUCUCAAGUACUAUGAGAAGUGCUACCAGCGAUUUUACUCUAUGGUCGUGAGAGGAAGUACACAUGGUAGCAAAGAAGUUAAUGUUACUGAGAUGAACAUUAGCACCAGUGGUGAUUGGGCACAGGAUGAAAGUCUUGUUGGACUUCUUACUCAGAAUCCCUUUUUUAAUGAAGAUAGUAAAAUCGAUGCUGAAUUUAUCAGGGCUCUUGGUCAAGCAGAAAUUACAAUGGAGUUGAAGUUGAAGGAUGGAAGACAACUGGAGGCGGAUGAAUUGAUUUUUGAUUCUAAGAGAUUAAUAGCCCUCGGAAGACUUUAUCACAGUCUGAAAUGGUUUGUACGUGAAAUUUGGGAAUUACGUACUCCACGUCAAACUACAAAAGUGUCCAUUGUUGACCCAGUGUCGGAUAAGGAUCCAAAUGAAGAGGAUCUUUCUGAAGAGCCUGAAUCUUCGCAGGGAGCUAAUUCGAGGCGUUGGUCUCAAUCGGACGCAAAAGAGCCAGAAAAUGAAGAUCCUAACCCUGUCAUGUUAUCAUUACGUGGAGAGACUGCUGUGCGCUUUGAUACGUUACUCACAACAUAUCAGCAGCUGGCUGAAACUUGCUUGUUUACCUUGAGACUAGAAGCUAGAUGUCAUACCAUGUAUUAUCUGGAGAUGGUUAUUCGCGAGGGCAAUUAUUAUUUGGAAGAUGAGACUUAUGAGCCUGAUCCGUAUGUCAUUACACUCAACUCUGACCUUAUGGAAGUUGAUGAUUGUAUUAAUGCCUCCUUGCCUGCAAAAGACGAAAUGUUUGCUUUUGAUGGACUACCCGCUCUCAUUGUUCAUCUUUUGAUUUCUGAGGCAACUUAUAUCAAGAGAAUGAACAAGAAUGGUGUUCAGAAGAUGGCUCGUAAUAUUCUUGCUUUACAACAGAACCUUAGUAACUUUGUACCAUCUUCACAAAGCUCUACACUCGACCGUGCCUGUGAUUAUUACCAGCUGUAUAAUUUAGGAAGUGAAGGACUUAUACGUAGUAUCCGCGAAAAUGGUCCUGCUUUCACUUUUGAUGAAUAUCUUGUUAUACUUGGCUUGAUUCAUGAUGUGAAUAAGGGAGCAGAUAGUGAGGCAAAGAGCGCUACUCCAGAGACACCUACUGGAUCACCUGAUCAAAGAUCGAGCGCAAAUUACAGCGAAUGGCUCAUGAAGCUAGAUGAAGUUAUGGCAGACUAUGAAUAAGCCAUUUGCAUAAAAAAAAGUUCUUUAAUCUACUCUAUUCUUAUUCUUAUUAUUAUUGUUAUUAUUGUUAUUUCUUGAGAAGAAUACAUUUAUAUACCACUUUAAAACAAAACAUAAAGUUUACUAUCAGAUC